AAAAAACGCUGGCUCCCCGCAGUCCCGGAAAAAAAAAAACGAAUCGCCUGUUUCUCCUCCCCCAGCUGACCGCCGCCGGGACGCCGCCAGCCACCCGGCCUCCCCGCGCCCGCGCUCCGCGCAACCGCCGCCGCCGCCGCCGCAGCCUGCACCCGCAGUCCGCAGGCGAUGAAGCGCUUCUUCCAGCCAGUGGCCAAGGACGGCUCCCCAUCCAAGAAGCGGCAGGCGGCCGCUGCCGAACCGGAGGGCGGCCCCGCCUCAGCCGGCGCCGCCACCGGCGGGGAUGGAGAGGGGAGACCCGCCGAGGAGCCGCGCAAGUUCCUGACGUGGAACGCCAACAGCCUGCUCCUCCGGAUGAAGAGCGACUGGCCCGCUUUCUCGCAGCUCGUCGCCCGUCUCGACCCCGACGUCAUCUGCGUCCAGGAAGUGCGGAUGCCGGCGGCUGGUUCCAAAGGGGCUCCUAAAAACCCUAGUGAACUGAAAGACGACACAAGCUCGUCACGGGAUGAAAAGCAGGUAGUUCUGCGUGCUUUGUCAACUUCACCUUUCAAAGACUACCGUGUCUGGUGGUCUCUUUCAGAUUCAAAAUAUGCGGGGACAGCUAUGUUUAUAAAGAAAAAGUUUGAGCCUAAGAAGGUGUCUUUCAACUUGGAUAGAACAUCUUCUAAGCAUGAAACUGAUGGGCGCGUUAUAAUUGCGGAAUUUGAAUCAUUCCUCUUACUAAACACUUAUGCUCCAAACAAUGGAUGGAAGGAGGAGGAAAAUUCGUUUCAAAGAAGACGUAAGUGGGACAAGAGGAUGCUGGAAUUUGUUCAACAUGUGGACAAACCCUUAAUCUGGUGUGGGGACUUGAAUGUCAGUCAUGAAGAAAUCGAUGUCAGCCAUCCUGAUUUCUUUAGCAGUGCUAAGCUGAAUGGAUACACCCCACCCAAUCAAGAGGACUGUGGGCAGCCAGGAUUCACCCCAGCAGAGAGGCGGCGCUUUGGCAACAUUUUAUUCCAAGGAAAGCUGGUAGAUGCUUACAGGCACCUGCACAAAGAAAAGGACAUGGAUGGUGGCUUCUCUUGGUCCGGUCAUCCAAUUGGCAAGUACCGAGGAAAGAGAAUGAGGAUCGACUACUUCCUUGUUUCGGAGCAGUUAAAGGACAGAAUUGUUUCAUGUGAAAUGCAUGGCCGUGGCAUUGAAUUAGAUGGAUUUUAUGGAAGUGACCAUUGCCCUGUUACACUUGAGCUUUCCAAAGCUGUAGCAGAAGCAGCACCAGAACAGCCCAAGCCAUAGAUUGUCCUCUUGACCUGUCACUCAUCAUGGUAGUUAUUAUUAGGGAUGGUGAGUAGGCUAGUGUUGGGCUCAGCCAUGGUGGUCAUUGUUGAGACAUUUCCUGUCUUUGAUUAAAUCUGAUUAUUCCACGCCAUGCAUUGCGUGCUCUAGCUGGAAUUUGAUUGUAGUUAUUAUUAUGAUGAUCCAGCAGGCUACGAGUAAUAUGCUGAGAGUUUAGGGUUAGUAUAGUUUAGGCUACCAGUACUGCAUCCGUUUAGGGCUCCAUUGCCAUUUGAGCAAUGUAAUAACUUCAACAUGUCUCUUACAUUUGGUCUCACUUUGCUUAAACUGAUGUUUGGUCUCACUUUGCUUGAA
This is a messenger RNA of Sorghum bicolor (sorghum), 1632 nucleotides long. RefSeq names its product DNA-(apurinic or apyrimidinic site) lyase. The transcript has 10 exons. The record is from RefSeq and is a predicted model, not a curated record. Gene Ontology annotation, molecular function: phosphoric diester hydrolase activity; double-stranded DNA 3'-5' DNA exonuclease activity; DNA-(apurinic or apyrimidinic site) endonuclease activity. Gene Ontology annotation, biological process: base-excision repair. Lineage: Eukaryota; Viridiplantae; Streptophyta; Magnoliopsida; Poales; Poaceae. Gene Ontology annotation, cellular component: nucleus. The coding region runs from base 169 to 1278 and encodes 369 amino acids.